Molecule: messenger RNA, 1218 nt
Organism: Phaethon lepturus (White-tailed tropicbird)
Lineage: Eukaryota; Metazoa; Chordata; Aves; Phaethontiformes; Phaethontidae
Gene: RBM48
Product: RNA binding motif protein 48
Exons: 6
Coding region: 1-1218 (405 amino acids)
Cellular component (GO): nucleoplasm
Molecular function (GO): nucleic acid binding
Source: RefSeq, a predicted model, not a curated record
AUGACGAGCAGUGCACGGAAGCUUACGGAGCUGAGCGCUGCCGUUACCAGCUGCCACGCAGUUGGGCACACAACGCCGCUGAACGCGGCCGGACUCGAUAAGAAGCUGGAGUUCAGGUCUUACUCGGGGGUGAAGACGUCUUGGGUAACGAUGCACUUAGUGCUCCUGCAAGAGCCCAAAGUCAAAACAGAGUACAGAGGGAUUUUCAGCAUCCCAAGAGGAUUUCAGGAACAACGAAAAACACAGCGAAAAUUCCUUACUUUUGCAGUUUAUACUAUCAACUUGGAAUCUCGUUAUUUACUAAUACAAGGAGUUCCUGCAUUAGGUGUUAUGAAGGAAUUAGUUGAACAAUUUGCAUUAUAUGGUGCCAUUGAAGAGUAUCAUGCUCUAGAUGAAUAUCCAGCAGAGCAAUUUACUGAAGUUUAUCUUAUAAAAUUCCAAAAACUGCAAUGUGCAAGGGUGGCCAAGAAAAAAAUGGAUGAACGAAGUUUCUUUGGUAGUUUGCUGCAUGUGUGCUAUGCUCCAGAAUUUGAAACAGUCCAAGAAACUAGGGAGAAGUUGCAAGAUAGAAGAAAGUAUAUAGCAAAAACAACAAAUCAAAGAGAUUGCUUUGUAUUAAAGAAAGUGGAGGGGCCUAAGAAGACAGUCUUGAAGAACUCCGAGCAUGACCAUCCACAGACUACAUCAGGAUCGUGUGCACCCAGUAACUGGGAUCCAUCCUGCUUUACAAGUUCUCACGGGUUAUCCCACAACAUAGGGUAUCCAUCUGGGAAUCAGAGCCGGUUGACAUUUCCCCAGUAUGACAAUUGUGCUGAAACUUCUGAGUACGUUGGUCAAAACGCAUCCCUAACUCUAAAUGUCCAUCCAGGAGGACAUACUCCACCAACUCCAUUAACGCAGCAAAGAACAGUUCCGAUUGAUAACGGAGUUGAUAGGUUUAUGCCCCGUACAACUCGCCUUCAAGAACGUAAGAGGAAGAGAGAAGAAGGUAACAAGUUUUCCCUCAUUGGAACAAAUGCAGACAAUACUGAAGUCAUUAUUGGUCCGCAGCUACCAGAAAUACCUAAAGUAGAUAUGGAUGAUGAUUCAUUGAAUACUUCGGCUACAUUAAUUAGAAAUAAACUGAAAGAGGUAGCAGAUUCUGUUUCAAGAACACCUGUGGAAAAGCCAGAGAGUAGCUCAGCCAAACCACUUGUAAAGCAGAGAAGAAGAAUAUAG